Molecule: messenger RNA, 961 nt
Organism: Sclerotinia trifoliorum
Lineage: Eukaryota; Fungi; Ascomycota; Leotiomycetes; Helotiales; Sclerotiniaceae
Source: the annotation of a GenBank genome assembly
UAAGCUUUGAAGCUUAAGGAUAUUGAUUUUUUGAAUUUCGAAGUCGAAACUACCUUCUCGAGUUGUAUAUCGUACUUUAUUUAUAUCUUGAUACCUAGCGAUUGUUAUUUCAGUUCUGGGGAUUGAUUUUAUUUGAAAAGAGAAAAGAAAGGAAGACGUUUUGUUUGUAUUGGAUUCGGAUUCAUUAGUUGUCAAUCCUUACGGAGUGUACUCGAGUAUAUUCUGGAUUCAAGAUUCAAAUCGCGAGAUUCAACUUCUCAAAUCUCAUCAAAAAGUAUCCAUCAAUUCACAAAUUCACAUCUCAGUUUUAUCAUGCUCCCUUUAAAACGCAUCCCAUAUCCUUUCCCUAAAUCCUCCGCCCCAAUAUCAUUCUCCUUCUCUCAUUCUCAUUCUCAUUCUCACUCCCAAAUACCAUCUCGAUAUCGUCAUUUCGCAAGUACACCUCCAAAUAAAGGUCAGAAUAGGAUAUACUCUCCGUACGUUCCUCCUUUCCCCUCCCUAUCAACCUCAACCUCAACCCCCAAUCCCACUCACCCCCACUAACCCCUCCCCUUCUAGCGUCCGCUACCCCUCCGACCUCACAACCUACAUCUCCCUCAGCACUUCCACCUCCAAACCCCUCCUCACCCUCUGGACCACCUCAUCCUGUUCCACCUGUCGCACAAUCUCCCCACUCCUACACGAAAUUAUAGAGAAUGGGACUGGGGAGAAAGAAGGAGGAAUAUUGUAUACGGAGGUCGAAUUUGAUGCGCCGGAUUUGUUGAGAGAGGGUCUCGGAUUGAGGUAUUUGGUUAGGAGUGUCCUGAGUUUGGUGGUUUUGGAGGGGAGGUGGGUGGAGAGGGAUGGGGGAUUGGUGGUGGGAUGGAGGGAGGAGGGAAAGAGGGAGGUUGAAUGAUGGAUUAGGAGGAGGAAGGAGGGCUUGGAAGAGUGGGGGGGUGGCGAGGAGGGGAGGAGUGGAGGG